AUGAGUCGCACACAUGUAGGAACACUCUCUCGCAAUCUGAGUUUUUGCGUCACUUGUGCACCUGACACAUGCUUCCACGUGCCAGAGAGUCAAUGUUACUAUCGCGGAACUCAUAUUAAUAAUUGCCUGCUAGGCAAUGCUAAAUCGGUGACGAAUCGUCAUCGCAAUAUCGCAGUUGCUAAUGUAAAUGUGUACAGUAACGGUGUAUCAAUUCGUGGUCGUCGAUGGGUCUCAACGGCUGCUACAUCUAAAUUAACGUGGAAGGAUCACGUUGACGACGCACGUAAUGCGUUGCGUGAUGCUGAUUUUGUGGCUAUUGAUGUGGAAUACACAGGCCUACAUUUCAAAGAUGACCGUUAUAUUGGUUUGGACCAGUGUUAUGAAGCCCAUGCAUCCGGAGCGAAGCAAUUCAUACCUUGCCAGGUAGGCCUGACGGCAGCGAAGUACACAGGUGAGGGUUUAUGGAGAAUAACUCCAAUGUCUGUUUAUACUAUCCCAUCUGGUAAUAAGUUUUUUAAGGUGAGCACUUCUACGUUGCAGUUUUUGAAGGAUAACAAUUUUGACUUCCACAGCUGGAUACACCAUGGUGUUGAACACCUAACACCUGCCGAGGAGCGAGAGCGAAAGUCAUCUCUCGAACAGCGUAAAAAAGAACUAGAACAGAUGAUGAACCAUGUUCCGUCUUCUCCACCUUCUGUUGGAAGUGAUUUUGACCUCUCCUCGCUAAGUCCAGAGGAUCGAUCAAUGGCUGAGGGUAUCAUCGCGAGGGUCCGAUCGUGGAUCUCCAGUGGUAAUGAUGAGCCAUUGGAGAUUGAGCUGGAUAGUGCAUUUCAGCGUCUAUUAAUGCAUACAAUAAUCGGACAACAGUUUCCCGAGGUGUAUAGCCAUUCUGAGCGUCGUGGUGAGGGUAGGGUGAUUUGUAUCUACAAAUCUCAAGUUGAAUUAUAUCAACAGCAGAAGAUAGCACUUGAAGGUGAAUUACGUCGUAUCGAUGACGAGAUCGGUGUGCGGCUAUUGUUUGACGAGUUGGUACAUAACAAUAAGAUACUUGUGGGUCACAAUUGUUUCUAUGACCUCCUUCAUGUGUACCAGACCUUUUAUGGUGAUCUUCCGGAUACUGUAGAUGACUUUCGUAAGAGUUGGACGUCUAAGUUUCGCAAUACGCUUGAUACUAAGUACAUAGGUGAGUUCCACGACUCCGUAGCUGUGCCUCAGCACGCUGCUACCCUUCGUGGUCUGUUUGAUCAUAUGUGUUCUACGGAACCUUGUGGGUCUGUAGGUGUGAAAUUUUCAGUUCACACUUUGCGCGGCACUUCGUGGCGUCUUCCAUCUGGCGUUCUUCCUCUACUGUGUAAAAAUCGCAUGGGUGUUGAGAAUGUAAGUCCUGAUUGCGGUAUUGGCGACUUUGAAUCGACAUCUGGUCAAUCUCACGAUGCGGGAUAUGACAGUUUCAUGACCUGUAUAAUAUUUGUUUUACAAUGUGGUCGUAUUUUACGUUGUAAACAUUUGAAUUGGGAUAAGUUGAAGGUUAAAGGUGUCACUGAGAGUCUGGACUAUGCGUCAUUUUUGGAAGCUAUAGGUUCUGUCAACAACUGUAUACGUCUGGUUAAGUCUCAACCUAAUUCUAUAAAUUUGUCUAGUCUGCGUCAAAGUGAUAUGGCGCGUUACUUUUUAAUGUCUGGUUAUCCUAAUUCUUGGAAGAAGUGGGAUAUUAUGAAGGUUUGGUCACCUUUAUGGGUUUCUGUUAGUGUGAUUGAUGAAACUUCAUGUUGGGUGAUAGUGAAGAACGACGAGGACAUUCGUAAUAUAAAUCUCAUUUACCGCAUGAUGAAGAACCCACAAUUCACGCUUCAGACAUACGAGCAAUCUAAACAAUCUAAGGGCGCCGUGGUCAACCGUGAUCCAUCUGGCUGA
Messenger RNA from Babesia sp. Xinjiang, 1914 nucleotides. RefSeq names its product Poly(A)-specific ribonuclease PARN (gene parn). Gene Ontology annotation, cellular component: cytoplasm. The transcript has a single exon. NCBI's taxonomy places the organism in Eukaryota, Apicomplexa, Aconoidasida, Piroplasmida, Babesiidae. Gene Ontology annotation, molecular function: 3'-5'-RNA exonuclease activity; RNA binding. The record is from RefSeq and is a predicted model, not a curated record. The coding region runs from base 1 to 1914 and encodes 637 amino acids.